This is a messenger RNA of Prionailurus viverrinus (fishing cat), 2446 nucleotides long. It is a transcript of the gene NR1H3, whose product is annotated as nuclear receptor subfamily 1 group H member 3. The transcript is spliced from 12 exons. Gene Ontology annotation, molecular function: RNA polymerase II cis-regulatory region sequence-specific DNA binding; zinc ion binding; nuclear receptor activity. The record is from RefSeq and is a predicted model, not a curated record. Lineage: Eukaryota; Metazoa; Chordata; Mammalia; Carnivora; Felidae. The coding region runs from base 963 to 2306 and encodes 447 amino acids. Gene Ontology annotation, biological process: lipid metabolic process; cell differentiation; negative regulation of transcription by RNA polymerase II.
GUAGAGCAAAUUCAACUUUUGCUUUUCUUCCCACUUGCUCAAGUAUGCCUGUAUCCUUUGUGCUUGCAAGUAUCCUAUGUAGGAGGGAUUGAUGGAGCUGAUAUUAUUUCCAUUUUUUGUAGUAAAAAACAAAUCCAGGAAGGGUGAAGAUUAUAGCACAAGUACAUGGUAGAACCAAGAGCUGAGCCCUGUUUUGUUUUCUGUUUUUUUGUUUUUAUUUUAUUUUAUUUAUUUUUUGUUUUGAGAGAGAGUGAGAGGCUAAGUGGGGCAGAGAGAGAGAGAGGAAGAGAAUUUCAGGCAGGGUGCAGAAUUUCUGCACCAUCAGCCCAGAGCCCGAUGCAGAGCUUGAACUCACAAACUGCAAGAUCAUGACCUGAGCCGAAAUCAGAGACGCUUAACCGAUUGAGCCACCCAGGCACCCUGUGAGCCCUGGUUUCUUGACCCCUAGCUCCUGCAUAUUUUCUACCAGAUGAUUCUGUAGUCUCCAUGCCUUUGUUCUUAAAUACAGAUGCAAAAAAUUAGGUGUGUAGAUAGAUUUAUAGAUAGGUGGAUAUAUGGGCCUAUCUCUGAUCAAAUAAAUCAGAAUCCAUGAAAAUGAGACCAGGUUUGGAAACCACUGUUCCACUGUGUUGUCAGAAGUAAACCUAAAUCCAGGGGGGAGGCUCCUGAAGCCCUGUAACCUGAAGGGGUAGCUCUGGCAGUAAAGCACUGCAACCCACCAGCCCCAGCUUCUUCCAACCAUCUUAGUGCUUCACUGGUCCAGCUGACCUGAGAGACAACCAGACAGGAGCAUCCUGGACUCCAAUUCAAGAGAAAGAGCACAGGAGUGCUCACUGAAGUGAGGACAUCUGGAUUCUGAUCCCAGCUUGGCCACUAACUGUGUGUGGUCUUGGAAAAGGCUCUCCCAUGAGCUCAGUGUUCUGAGGAGAGUCCCUUGGUAAUGUCCAGGGCUCCAGGAAGAGAUGUCCUUGUGGCUGGAGGCCCCUGUGCCUGAUGCUUCUCCUGACUCUGCAGUGGAGCUGUGGGAGCCAGAUGCACAAGAUGCAAGUGGCCAGGCGCUGGGAGUCAGCAACUGCGUCCUCAGGGAGGAAGCCAGCACGCCCCAGUCGGCUGGGGACUCCCUGGGGGCAGGGCUGGAGGCAACAGAGCCCAUAGUCCUGCUCCCUGGGGUGGAUACCCCUCCAGAGUCUACAGAGCUCCGUCCGCAAAAACGGAAAAAGGGGCCAGCCCCCAAAAUGCUGGGGAAUGAGCUGUGCAGUGUGUGUGGGGACAAGGCCUCUGGCUUCCACUACAACGUGCUGAGCUGUGAGGGCUGCAAGGGAUUCUUCCGCCGCAGCGUCAUCAAAGGAGCGCGCUAUGUCUGCCACAGUGGGGGCCACUGCCCCAUGGACACCUACAUGCGUCGCAAGUGCCAGGAGUGUCGCCUUCGAAAAUGCCGCCAGGCUGGCAUGCGGGAAGAGUGUGUCUUGUCCGAAGAGCAGAUCCGCCUAAAGAAACUGAAGCGGCAAGAGGAAGAACAGGCUCAGGCCACAUCCAUGCCCCCAAGGGUGUCCUCACCUCCCCAAGUCCUGCCCCAGCUCAGCCCAGAACAGCGGGGCAUGAUUGAGAAACUGGUGGCUGCCCAGCAACAGUGUAACAGACGCUCUUUUUCUGACCGGCUCCGAGUCACGCCUUGGCCCAUGGCACCAGAUCCCCAGAGCCGGGAGGCCCGUCAGCAGCGAUUUGCCCACUUCACGGAGCUGGCCAUCGUCUCUGUGCAGGAGAUCGUUGAUUUCGCCAAACAGCUGCCUGGCUUCCUGCAGCUCAGCCGGGAGGACCAGAUCGCCCUACUGAAGACCUCUGCGAUUGAGGUGAUGCUCCUGGAGACGUCUCGGAGGUACAACCCUGGGAGUGAGAGUAUCACCUUCCUCAAGGACUUCAGUUACAACCGGGAAGACUUUGCCAAGGCAGGGCUACAGGUGGAAUUCAUCAACCCCAUCUUCGAGUUCUCCAGAGCCAUGAAUGAGUUGCAGCUCAAUGAUGCUGAGUUUGCUCUGCUCAUCGCCAUCAGCAUCUUCUCUGCAGACCGGCCCAAUGUGCAGGACCAGCUCCAGGUAGAGAGGCUACAACACACAUACGUGGAGGCUCUGCAUGCCUACGUCUCCAUCCACCACCCCCAUGACCGACUGAUGUUCCCAAGGAUGCUAAUGAAACUGGUGAGCCUCCGGACCUUGAGCAGUGUUCAUUCAGAGCAAGUGUUUGCACUGCGCCUGCAGGACAAAAAGCUUCCCCCGCUGCUCUCUGAGAUCUGGGAUGUGCACGAAUGACUGUUCUUCCCCCAUAUCUUCUGUUUUCUGGGCUGGAUGGCUGAGGCGAUCCUACAGGUGGAGCUGACUGAGAAGGGCAAACAUUCCUGGGAGCUGGGCAAAGGAGAUCCUCGUGUGGCAUUAAAGGAGAGUCAAAGGGU